Prorocentrum cordatum is the source of this 684-nucleotide messenger RNA. The record is from the annotation of a GenBank genome assembly. Lineage: Eukaryota; Dinophyceae; Prorocentrales; Prorocentraceae.
AUGGAUCAUUCCGAGGGCGCAUUCAAGCAGACCUUCGAAGGCCUGACGGUGGCGGCACGUGCUGCCAAGAGGCGCGGGAUGCUGGACGGGCGCCUAGUCAAGGCAGUGGAGCGCCUUGACGUGACGUACCACGUCCUCAGGCAGUUCACCAUCCAGCGCAGCAAGCAGCUCAUCCAGGACAUCUGCAGUCCCACGGACUCCCCCUUGCGGAACAGGGACAUGGAGCAGCAGAGCGACGACAGCGACGUCGCCGAGAGCGCCCACAGGUUCGAAACCAUGAUCUUCGGCAAGAAGGGCAAGGACAAGGAGGAGGACUACGCAGAGGUACAGCACGACGCCAUGGAUGAGUGUGGGGGCGAGCCCACAACGGACGAUAAGCUGGUGGACCUCAAGGACAUCUUGUUGGCUGUGCGGGCCGACAUCCUUGACCUGGCGGGGCCGUCGUCGGCGCCAGUGGCCCAGGCCGACUUCGCAUCGCAGCCGUUCCUGCCAGAGCUGACGGUCGAGGGCCCCUACGAGCAGGAGUGCAAGCAGAGCGACCACGAGAACCAGGACUCCCUGUGGAAGGAGCCUGCCGUGGCGGUGGAGAAGAUGGACGACUUCGACGAGGUACUCGAGGAUGAGGUCGUGCAGGGCGAGGAUGUGGAGCUCAAGAGGGCCCCCCUGCGCUUCGGCCUCGGUCCG